CUGUGCCAGCUCAUGCCGGUGAUAAGCAUAACAGCCGGCUUCAAGCGGCUACUAGUUUUUUCUAGUAUAUGCCGCUAAAGGGCCAUUACAGGGCCACGUUGUUUACGUUUGCCCGAAACCCGAGUAAUUGUGGAAUAACUUGGCGGUGGUUUGGGGAACAGAUAGCGGGUGAAUGUUAUUGUCAGUUGGACGCAUUGGGGUAGGUGUUUAUGGCGAUUCUAUUAUGCGAUUUAGCUUGUUUUCAACAUUUGUAACGAAUUGGGACAAUGACAUAACGACCCAGACCAGGACUUUUUUUAUUUUUACAUGGUAGACGACCACUGCUCAACUGCGUGAGAAUACUUGGGUAUUUUAAUUCACACAAAACCACCGGUAGAACGCAUUAGAAUUUAAUUAGUUUAUCCUGACUCGAUCAUGAUCCAAGCACGAUCCUGUAAACAACUUAUGUCGCAAAUUAUACAUGCACCCUUUUACAUCUCAACCCCAACCCAUCUUCUCAUUCCCGAGGCAUAAUCUGUACAAAACGAUAUUCAGUUUUUUACACCUGUGUUCCGGUCCUAUACCGUGGGUUUUGUGUAUCUCUUUUUUUCUCACACAGUCCUAGAUCACUCUUUACUACAAACGUUUCAAAAACAGCAUCCCAGGAGUUUGCAGCUCCUCUGUGCUCUUGUACAUUUCUUCCUCAAACUUGCCAUGGAUCGCUGAUCACAAACAUGGAUAAAAUCAAUGGUUUGCACCGUAUGUGCGUUCAGUAUCAUAGUUCAGUUGUCGAGCAAUAUCUCGUGUGUGUCUCUCUUUCCUAUAUUAGUCGAACUCGUAGAAGCUUCUUAGCCAAAGUGAGACGUUAAGUUGAACAAGUGGAAGCAAACGUGCUGUGUUGCACGUUUUUUUGUCUUUUAAUUUCUUCCGCUUUUAUUAAGCGCGCGCGCCAAACUCGUUUAGUUGCUCAGAUAGCUUAGAACUUGAUGUUCUUCUAGCGACUGGAGAACGUUGUGUUAAAAUAAUUGAGACCAGUACAUAAAGGUAGUGCCCACGCUUAGGAAGUAAUUUAGAGUCGUGUCUCGAACAAAGUGCAACCCUUAAACAUUUCAUUAUUGGAGCAUUGUUUGUAAAGGUAUAAAGAAGCUACAGUAUUAAAGUUGGAUGUUAAAACAUUUUCAAAGUAGUGAACAAGUUGAAACUGUUCAAAGCAGUGGACAGUUGAUCGCAAUUAGAAACGACUAACUUUGGAAGGAAUACAAAAAUUCUUUCCCUUGAGGAAUUCUUAGCGCAUGUUGAUUGACAGUUGAUCGUCACUCAACAAUCGUAAUUCAUUAGUGGAGCCAUUGUAUAAUCAUAACUCCUUGUGGUGACUAAUGCGACCUAAUGCACUUAUCGUGAUUGAUCGAAGCGGGCCCCUCACUGAAAUCGGGACCUGAUCGGUGGACCAGAAUUGCAAACGCCCGGGAUCGUGACGAAGAUUGGCCGAUGUGUCGCCAAUAAAAAGAACAAACAAACAUUCAUAGCGAACCUGCAUUCGUUACAACAUCGAUUAUUGAAUUCGUGCCUUGUCGUGCCGUGGGUUUUAUUUCGUGUGACGUAAGGUGAAUCUUGAUGCAAUAUCGAAUCAAUUAAAUACGAUCAAGUGCAAAAAGCAGCAGUUUGUAGCAAAUAGGGACUCGGUUCCAUCGAGAAAUAUAUCAUUUAGAAUAGAAAAAUGCACCAGUAAAGAACGAAUAAUUUAAAGUAUCUCUAGUGGACGAUCGUAAACAAACGUUCCGUGAGUGAAAAUCGUGUAAAUUUGCCAUCCUUCCACGUUUGGUGUGCGCGCGUUAUUUUUUCUCUUUAUUUUCGGCGUAUGGCGAAACGACCGGAACCACGAUUUACCGUGUCGCGUUAACCAAGAAACGACCUUGAUCUUGGGAAAGUAUCGUGCGCCCGAGAAACGAAACAUCUGGGCGGCCGGUUAUUCUGCUGCCCCCUUACAGUUCGCGUCCAUUGGCCCGAGAAGACCUGUACGCGUCCCACUUCUUUUCGAACCGAGUCCGAAAUACUACGGCGAACAACAUCAGCAGCAACAAACACUCCACACUGCACAGUGAGCAAAACAAAAAGUACGCGUGUAAGCUAGAUAUCCCCGCACGGACGCGGGGCCACAUAAGAAGACCGGCAAAACGUAGAUCGCGCUAGAUCGUGUUCGUUGGAUAGUGCUCACACUGCUGCCAGUCACUUGUGGGCCGUCGUUUAGCGAACAUCACAUGCGAACCACUUCGCAUUCGAUCGAAAAGCAAAUCGCGUGCGUAAUCCAAUAACGAAAAACAUUUUUCAAACAAACCGGUGGAAAAGACGUGACUAAUUGAAGUGAAACUGGAGCAAGAAAAGUUAUUUCUUUCCUUCCUUCUUGCUUGUUCAGGACACCGAAAACACUGAUUGACAGUACUGUGAUCGGUUGGGUAAAGUGAAUAGAGUGUUGAGAUUUUGUUUUAUCGGUAACUACAUUUACUUCGAUCACCAAUAACCGAUCACGCGAACGUGAUGGAUCUGCUCCCAGUGGGCCGGUUUGGCCCGAAGGCUCUGACGGAGAAAAUGGGCACCAUCUCGCGGAUGCUGCCAGACGGUUCGGUCGGUUUCCUUCGUGGCAACUGUCGCAAAGACUCGUUCCCCGAUGGUGCGGUCCUGGCGACCCAUCGUGCACACCCAAGCGCUACCGGUACGCACGGUGAGGCGAGAAACGAUGACGACGAAAUCGACCUGAGCCGGUUCGCCAGUGAAAAAGAUACACGUGCGUACUUUAAGCGAAAGUUGGCCAUCUUCGAGGCGUCUAUGAUGACGCCGGUCGCGGCCAACAGACGGCUGGCAGCAAGGAAGCUGGAAAUGGAGGGCAGUUUCGGUGAGCCGUACCCGCCCGAAAGUACCGGACCGAUCGACGAAUUGGAUUGUAUUCCGCCUCGACAACUACUCAUGUACUUGGUAAGAAUGGGCUCAUUCACGUCCGCUCCCCAAAUCAAAAACGUGGACUAUCAGGAUGAUAAGCUGGAAAUUACCGAUGGUAUGUCCGUACCGGAUCUCGUCGAUUACUGCCGAAUAGCACGUGGUGACGAUAGACCACCGCUGGUUAAGCGCAAAUUUCUGAAACCAGUCGAUCACAUAAACAGGACCGAUCUUACAGAUGGGUUCAAAAUGCUCCACCUAGAUUCUAUAUCCAAGACAUGCAGCGAACCAUCACUGAUCGCUUCACAGCUACGAAUAUUCCAAUGGAACAUGCUCUCACAAACGCUCGGUAUGCACAAUGACGGAUUCGUACGGUGCCCGUUGGAAGCACUGACGUGGGAUUGUAGACGAUAUCAGCUUAUUGAGGAAAUUGUACAAAACGAUCCUGACAUCAUCUGUCUGCAGGAAGUGGAUCACUUUAAAUUUCUGCAAAAGAUACUCAGCACACAAAACUACGAAGGCGUGUUCUUCCCCAAACCGGACUCGCCCUGUCUGUACAUCAAUGGUAACAAUGGUCCGGACGGGUGUGCCGUGUUUUACAAAAAGGAUCGACUAGAGAUGGUUAACCAUUUUACCCGCGUGCUGGAGGUAUGGCGCGUACAAAGUAAUCAGGUAGCGAUAGCGGCUGUUUUGAGAACGCGUGAUACGCGCCAAGAAAUUUGUGUGACCACUACACAUCUGAAGGCACGAAAAGGUGCAUUGCUGUCGAAACUGCGCAAUGAGCAGGGCAAGGAUCUGCUAUACUUUAUCGAUGGUAUUGCGGAAAAUCGGCCAGUAAUUCUGUGCGGCGACUUUAAUGCUGAACCGAUCGAACCGAUCUAUAGUACGGUGCUAAACUAUAAACCCCUCGGAUUGGCUAGUGCGUAUUCGGACCUGCUGGCCGAGGAAUCGCAGGACGAGAACAAUCAGAACGCACUAAAUACGAAACCGGAUGAGCGGUAUAGCCGUAGCAGUAUUGGAUCAGCGCACAGUAUCAACGACGAAUGUGGACUUUCCAAUGGUGUCAGGACGAAAGCGGAACAGUCGGCCGCAUACGAACCACCGUACACCACGUGGAAAAUUCGGGAAGAGGGUGAAGUAUGUCAUACGAUCGAUUAUGUGUUUUAUACAAAGGAAAAGCUAAAGGUAAAAAAUUGUCUAAUGUUCCCUUCCGGUGAAGAAAUCGGCGUCGAUCGCACUCCAAGCUUCCAAUAUCCUUCCGAUCAUUUUUCGCUCAUAUGUGACAUUGAAUUAAAGCCCGCAACGGAUGAUAGUCAAUCGGGCGAUUCCAACUCGAUACCGAAUCAUCAGCUUUAGUUCUGAGCAGUACUUCCAGCGAUAUGGUAUAAGAAGGAAAAUGGCAAGCAGCAAGAGCACUAGUACCGGUGUGGGCAAUCGGUUUUAUGGAUUUCUUCCAUUUAAAGCCACUAUGCCGUCAGAUAGCGACAGUCUCCAUUUAACUAUGGAAUUACCUAAAGUGUGUGCGUGUGAGUGGUCAUUUAGUUAAGUGCUUUUAGUUUUAUUUUUGUGAUAGCUACUGUGAUCGUGUAAACAAUGCAGUGCAUAACAGGUGUCAGACACAGAAUUAAGCAAACAGGCAGGGUAGGAUUUAGGUACAAUCGAUAUAAUGCGUUUUUUCUUUGGUUCCGUUUUUCUUUGCAUUGAACUUUCCUUUUUAUUGUACCAUUAACUCGUAUUUCUUUUGCCAUAACAAAUGUGUAGCCAGUUCAGAUUGGUUUCGUUGUUGAGUUCUGGUUGCUCUCAGACGCAAACAAAAAACAUAAAAGUGCAAACGACAAAGAAAAAAAACCCUCUAUUGAUCGAGGUUACCGCGUAGCCUCGCAACGAGACACAUUGGAAUACGUAAAACGACAGCAAAACAAUGAAUUAAAAAUAACUCCACUUUCGAUCUUUGGCAUGGCCGGGGAUGAAAUUGGUGUACAAAUUAUCCGUAUAUUUAUAACACAGAUGUAGUAGCAUUAGGUGCAGAAUACUAAUUUCCAUACGAUGACGAGCACGUUGAGAAGAUUGUAAUAGAGGCGGAAGAAAAUUAUAUUUUCAUAUCACUUAGCAGUGGAGACGGAUGCUGACCUAGUAGUGUGUAACGGUAAUAAUCUAUUUAUAAUAAAACGUAAACAUAA
Molecule: messenger RNA, 5090 nt
Organism: Anopheles funestus (African malaria mosquito)
Lineage: Eukaryota; Metazoa; Arthropoda; Insecta; Diptera; Culicidae
Gene: cu
Product: nocturnin
Exons: 6
Coding region: 2515-4266 (583 amino acids)
Biological process (GO): circadian rhythm
Molecular function (GO): poly(A)-specific ribonuclease activity
Source: RefSeq, a predicted model, not a curated record